Molecule: messenger RNA, 1089 nt
Organism: Caenorhabditis remanei
Lineage: Eukaryota; Metazoa; Nematoda; Chromadorea; Rhabditida; Rhabditidae
Exons: 9
Coding region: 1-1089 (362 amino acids)
Source: RefSeq, a predicted model, not a curated record
AUGACGCGUCUCAGUGCCGAAGAAGAAAUCGAGCUUAAUCAUUAUCGCUUUGAAAUGCCAAAACACAGUUACAUAUUUUAUGGAUUCUGGAGCACAUUUAUCAUUAUUAUUGUGAUUAUGACACACUUCAAUGAGUAUUCUGAACCAGUUAUUCCUUGGGACAACUGUGAUAUGAACACAACUUGGGAGCCACCGAUGAGGUCAUUCAUAAAUGAUAUGCAACUGAAAAGCGAACUGCAUAAAAUAGCAAAGUUUCGGGAGAAAAACAGUUUGUAUCGAAAGAAUAAUUUUUCGAGAAUUGAAUACGGGACUUCAUUACUGUCAUAUUGCAAGGCAGAAGGUGACCUAAUAUGCGAUUGGAAAACAAAAGAAGCAGAAGUUCAAGUGCCAGCUGGAUUGAUUAUAAAAUCAAUAACGAGGAGCAUUGAGCUUGAUCCGUAUUUCUCCUCUGGUCUUCGAUUCCUCAUCUUACAAUGCAUGAGUUUCAGAAUGACAAUGGCACUGAUCCGAUCAUCCGAUGUCCUCACCAGUCGUAACCGUUCGUUCCCAAGAUUCAUCCAAUUCAUUCUCUCCUUCGCACCUUGGCUCUCAUGUCUUCAAUCUUUUUCUCUAUUCCUAAUAACUUCAUUACAUUCAGAGUUUGAUCGAGAAUAUCUCGCCUUUUUCCAGCCGUACGCGUAUUUGAUGAUCGGAAUUUUCACAUUUUUGGAAAUGCUUUGUGAUCUACUUCAAGAUGCUUAUGAUGGAAGAUUCGUUUUUAUCCAAACCCCUCGAUUUUACAUCAAAUCCGCGUUCUUCGUCAUAUUCUCUGCCUGUUUUCCUCAUGUUGUCCUUCAUUGGAUAGAAUUUUUCCGAACAAAACGAUGUCAUGCUUAUGUGCCCUUCGUCGAUGGAAUCUUCGAAUACAUCUGUGCUGCAUCCAUCAUUGCGUACAAUUUCAUCAACGCCCAGACGAAUGUAGAAAUGUACAUAACACCUACAUCAGAAGACGUCAAAAGUGUCGUCUCGUAUCCUCCGGAAGUUUAUUCUCCAGUUGGAUGUUCAGAUAAAUCUGUUAUUUAUGAAAGUUUGAGUAGUGUCAGAAGAUAG